AACUGUUCCACGGAGUGUGCCUUGGAUGGUGAUGGUAAACAAGACAGCUUCACUGUUUCUGAUCACCACCCACUCUUAACUUCUUUUGCUAUUACCUAGACUGACAAAUCCUCCUAAUCUCAGAACUACAGAAGAUUGAUACCUACAGUGAAUCAACACUUGAAAGCAGCACAACUAAGCGACAUAAUCUUGACUGUCACGCUAUCGGCUCUUUCCAACAGGCUUCCUCCUAAGGAUAUCCACACGGCUGUGUCCUCUCAACAUGCUGCUUUGAUUGGGAUUAAGUCGCUCUCAUGGUUCUACAGCAACAACUGAACAAACCGGGAACCAUAUUAGUAUCCUGUUAGGUCUCAUUCGUUGAAUGCUCGAAGCUCGACUAGGACGACGAGAGGAACACAAUCGGAAUUGCCUACAGAUUCGUGCGAUCCAUGUAACGGACGUUCGUCAAUUCUCAAGGAUAGCUUAAGGCACCUAUAGCAUUCGGAUGCUGGGUUCUCAGCCGCAAAAUGAGCCUAGAUCGCCAAAACGGAGCUCAACGCGAUGAAACGAAGGGCGUCAGGGAAAAGUCUAUGAGCCAUCUGCCUCCAUUGCCGCCUUCGUCUACGCCCGUCGAGGAUAAAUUUACUACCAGCACGCCUAAUUUCCUUCGAGAAAUCAAGGGAAGGGUCUCUGAGCCGGUAGCGGCAGCCUUUGUUGGCGGUGGCGUGGCCGGUGCAGUCUCCAGAACAAUUGUCUCGCCUCUUGAGCGCCUAAAGAUUCUUCUUCAGAUACAAAGCGUUGGCAGGGAAGAGUAUAGGUUAUCUAUAUGGAAAGCUCUUGUCAAAAUAGGAAAGGAAGAAGGCUGGAGAGGUUUUAUGCGAGGCAAUGGCACAAAUUGCAUACGCAUUGUUCCCUACUCUGCGGUACAGUUUGGGAGCUAUAACUUCUAUAAGAAAUUUGCGGAACCUUCACCAAAUGCGGAUUUAUCACCGGUGCGCCGCCUCAUUUGUGGAGGUGCUGCCGGUAUUACGUCUGUCGUAAUAACUUACCCUCUGGAUAUCGUCCGGACACGGCUUUCAAUUCAGUCAGCUUCUUUUGCUGUCCUCAGUCAGAGCGGUCCCGACAAAAAGCUACCAGGGAUGUUUCGUACCAUGGUUCUCAUAUACAAAAAUGAGGGUGGUAUCAUAGGUCUCUAUCGGGGUAUCGUCCCCACAGUUGCCGGUGUUGCUCCAUAUGUUGGUCUUAAUUUCAUGACAUAUGAAUCGGUUCGCACAUAUUUAACGCCAGAAGGGGAUAAGACGCCAGAUUCCCUACGUAAGCUUUUGGCUGGGGCAAUUUCUGGCGCAGUUGCCCAGACGUGCACAUAUCCUUUUGAUGUUCUGCGUCGACGCUUUCAAAUCAACACAAUGACUGGGAUGGGUUAUCAAUACUCUUCAAUUUGGGAUGCUGUGAAAGUCAUUGUGGCUAAUGAAGGAUUACGUGGUCUUUUCAAGGGGAUAGUCCCGAAUCUCCUCAAAGUGGCGCCCAGUAUGGCUAGCAGUUGGCUCAGCUUUGAGCUAGUAAGAGAUUACCUCGUUGAAUUAGGCGACAAGUGAACUCUCACGAAUCCACCUCGUGUCCUAUAACAAUAUAUAGAUCAGCUGUCUCUUUAGCCAUCAUGUCCUUACGUCCAAUCAGUGCGAUAGAAAUCUACCUUCUAACACAAGAUAAA
Molecule: messenger RNA, 1690 nt
Organism: Aspergillus candidus
Lineage: Eukaryota; Fungi; Ascomycota; Eurotiomycetes; Eurotiales; Aspergillaceae
Product: putative mitochondrial carrier protein
Exons: 6
Coding region: 507-1574 (355 amino acids)
Biological process (GO): transmembrane transport
Source: RefSeq, a predicted model, not a curated record